UCUGCAGGACUUGCCAGGGCCGGAGAGAAGAGGAAAUUUGCUUGGGAAGGAAUGCGAAAGGGGGUUUAGGAUUGGCACUGCCACGAGGAAAAACGAGGAGGUGCGACAUUUUCCGAGCUACGUGGAGAUCCGUUUUUUCUUCCCUUCAAAGGUGUUUGCCUCCCAACCCACCGCCCACCACGGCCCUCACCUGUGUGUUGCGGUGCUUCCCUUGUGAGCCGACCUGGGCUGGCAGUCCCUUCUUGCACCGCCCGCCAACUCCGCCCAUGGUCAGAAUGACACGCUCCAAGACCUUCCAGGCGUACCUGCCGAGCUGCCACCGAACCUACAGCUGCAUCCACUGCCGAGCUCAUCUGGCCAACCACGAUGAGCUCAUCUCCAAGUCGUUCCAGGGCAGCCAAGGCAGAGCCUACCUGUUCAACUCAGUGGUGAACGUCGGGUGUGGUCCUGCAGAGGAGAGAGUUCUCCUCACAGGCCUGCAUGCUGUAGCAGAUAUCUACUGUGAGAACUGCAAGACCACUCUGGGUUGGAAAUACGAACAUGCCUUUGAGAGCAGUCAGAAGUACAAAGAGGGCAAGUUCAUCAUAGAGCUGGCCCACAUGAUCAAGGACAACGGCUGGGACUGAGGGAGGAGCAGCCAGGACACGACCGCACCAGGGGAGAGGGGGGUGGGGGGUGGAUGGAUGGACAAAUGGGGAGGGGGUCGUGUGUGGUGGGUGAGUGUGUGACUUUGGUUUGGCUGAUUUACCAUUAACCUCUGUAACUCUCUGCCCAUCCCUCCCUACCACGCCUCUUGAUACACACAAACACACAUCAAGGUCCCAGACAUCCCAGCUUGACAGAGAGACAGACUAGGCGGGCUUCUACGCAGCUAGCAGGACUAGGUGACGGUGACUGGCCAGCAAGAUGUCUCAUUUUUACCGUUUUGGUUUACUAAAACAUGAUUCGAUAGCUCUUCAAAAGGUGGCAACACUGUCUUGAAGACAUCGCCAUUGUAUGAUUAUUCUACCCUGUCUAACAGUGACAUUAAAACCAGUUGUUAACAGGUCAUUCGGUGGAAAUUUAGCCAGAAGGAUGGCGGUCAGGCUAGCCUGGCGGGGUUCAUUGGCCUCGGUUGAAGAGCUGACGGGCAUUCACUCUGUCCUCAGCUUGAAUGAGAUGACCUAAGAUGAUUAUAGCAAAUCCAGCUGAUCGAGGCCAUGCCAGCUGGGCCGGUGAUGAGGCCUGGCGCUGAGGCUUGGCACGGAGGCCCGAGCACAUGGGCGUUUGGUUGCAGCAAGGGGGUGGGGCGGGUGCAGGGAUUGCUGCCCACCAGGCCUCGCUCUCAGCAUGGUGGGGGGGGGGAGAUCCUGAUCCAGUUAUGCAGUGGCUUUGAUGGCCUCUGGCUGGGAUUCGCUCCAUGUUUUGCCAGCGAUGCAGCUCAGGACGGGCUGAGAGUGAAAGAGAUACAGACAGACAGCCACCAGCUUGUCCUAAAACCUCGCAGGAAUUUGCCCUCGCAGCAGCAAAGCAGCUCCCCUGGGUUUUAUUCAUCCUUUAAUACAACAAGUCGUGUAAAGCGAUCCGCUGAUCCUUCCCGUGUUUGUCUGGUGUCGGCAGAUGCAUCGCUGCGUCUGCCUUUGUUACUUGGCCAGAUAGAAUUACACAACAUAAGCGUGUCUCAGGUGAACAACUUUGGCUGGGAUUCCCAAAGGUUUGCAAGCACUGUGAGCAUCUUUUUUUGGAGGUCGAUAAGCUAAGGUGACGAGGCACUGCUGGCUUGGGGGAGGUAGGGGGAAGUUAGUAAUCAAACACAACCCCUGCUAUCAGGAAAAUAACACUUUUGAAGAAUCUAAACAAAAAGGCCAAAGCAUGACUGGUUUCAUGGGCCAAGGGAAAAUGCAAAGGAAUUAAUGCAGUGUAAAUUAAUACUUUUACUGAAGUUACGAGGUAUAUACAUAACCGCAGAGGUGUAUACUGUAGAUGUAUAAAAGGUAUCACUCUUAGGCUCUCUUUCAGUCUGGGAUGACUGCUGUUUAACUGCUGUUACACUGAUCUUCACUAACUUGCCCUCAGAAAACAUCAGAACAAAUCUACUGGGCAACAUUAUGAAGCAACGCUCUAGAUACUACUUAUUCUUUUGUUCCUUAAAGCUUGGGUAGCAGAAAUGUGGUGAGGGCAAAAAACAGCAGAAUUUGAAAAUAUACCCUCCUCCUGCAGCUCUCUCCUUUCUGUCCCAAGCCCGUCCCACAAGAUAAGCAUGUGCAUAUAUGCACGCUUCAUACGUUAAUCCACUGUUUCCCAUAAACUGAUUUAUUGAAAUCUACUCCUUUUUAGAGUUGCACACAGAGCAUUCACUCAGGCUCUCCUCGUCUUCAUCUCUCUCUUGGUUUAACAGACCAAAACUGAGACAAGUAUUAGCAAGUCACCCCACCGUCCCUUUGCCUCCUUUUCCGCCACUGUGGACUGUUUCCCAGAGAGCAGAAUGGGCAGCAGCUUAGGAGACGGUCCUGUGGUCAACAGCUGAAGCAGCUCAAACUUAAUCAGCGCAAAUCUCCCAGUGCUGGGUGUCGCAGCGGCCAGCGGUGGCACCGGGUCUAACUUGUGUAAAGGCAGCAACAGAAAGUUUUCUGAUGAGUCUGGGCUGUCCAGUCCACUGUAGCUGGGAUUUGCACUGACUGGUUUCAUGGUUGAGCUGCUGCCUGCUCUUCUCUCGGUGAGAUCAGAGUCUGUAGCAGCGGGGAAAGAGACGGAGGACCUGCUGUGAUUUAAGCCUUUUGGUAAAUUUUUGCUUCCAUUUGCAGAAGGCUAAGUUAUGAACAACAUUUUCCCUCAUUUCAUUUAUUGACAGACUGUCUUUGAGCCUCUCUUUUAAAUUUUCAGGGUUGCUUUGCAGUGUAGGCAGUUGUUGCCAAUGCUGGAAAAGCACUUUUUCUGCUUUCAUCAAAGCGAUGUGCACGUGCUUCUGCAUUAGCAGCACAGCCAAUAGGAGCAGAAAUGACCUGUGAUCAGCCAAAGUCGUGGACUUCACAUACUAGAUUGUCUAAACCCUAAAAACAGAGCUAAGAGGAGGUGCCAAAGCAAAGUUUUCUCUCAGAACACUUAUAUCACAAUAUGCUCAGAGUUUAUCAUGGGAUUUUUGCCCAAGCAAUGACACCCAAAUUACACUGCCUACCCCAGCUUUAAUGCACCAACACAUUAUCUUCUUAAGCUUUGCCCCAGUUUUAAUUUGUCUUCACCUCAGUUAUCCUAAAUAUUCCUCAUGCAUCAUGGGACUUUGAGUUACAACAUCUAAAACUGUAAAAUCUGAGGUGAAAUUAACGGGAAGCAUUGCUCAGGUACCUCGAUGCUACCUUUUCUUUGCUGAGGCCGGGAUCCUUUGUAAUGUGCUGGAUAAGUUAAUGGAAAUGUAUAAUUAUCAAAUGAGAGAAUCCAUCCUGUGGAAAUGCAACAUUAAUGCAUGCAUGAAGUAAAACAAGUGUUCUGACCAGUUCUGUGCUCGGUCCCCAUCACAUUUUUGUGAAAGGAACAUUUUGUGUGUAUUAGAGUUGCACUGAAACUUCGUGCUGUAAAACAACAUCAGAUCAGUUUCACCUCAGUCCAUUUGAGCUGCGAGAUUCUUCUUCUUUAGAUUAAAUGUGAUCCUAAUUUUGCCAAGCUCAAUUAGUUGCCCUGUUUGUCACGCAGUUUGUUGCAAACAUUGCUCUAGAAGUUGCCCUGUACAUGGCGAGUGCUGUUUAAAACUCUCCCGUUACAACCAAAACUAAACCGAUAACUUCAGUAACACUCAGCAGUGUUCUGCUCAGUCGGAGGCUGCGACAUUAAACCCAGUACAACCAAAGAACCCACCCAUCAACAAUAAAUUGACCAAACAAAAGAUCUCAUUUUGCUUGGGCAACGUGUUGCAAAACAAGGGGGGGUGUAUAGCUGAAAGCCAAGGUUGUGGAUAGCCUUUCUCUGUGAUAUAUAUAAUGCUUUAUGAUUUUGUAAACAAAAGAUCUUAAUAUAUGAAUAUAUUCUAUUUACUGUAUUCACCACGAGGAUUAACAUUCAUGUCAACCUCUGUGUUACAGACUGUAAAUAGUGUUAAUGUAUUGUGUUUUAUCUAUGAUCCAUACGGUGAUGAAUGAAUAUGAUUUAGGUCAUGUCAUGCUUUCUCUCUGGUACCCCACAUUGGCUGUAUGAUACUACUUUUUUACUGAAAAUGUUUCAAUUUUAAUGUCUUUUGUAAAGGAGGAUGCUGAUGUUGACUAUGUAUCAUUGGAUCUUCAUCUAAUAAAAUGCACCUUGAU
Plectropomus leopardus (leopard coralgrouper) is the source of this 4271-nucleotide messenger RNA. RefSeq names its product yippee-like 2b (gene ypel2b). NCBI's taxonomy places the organism in Eukaryota, Metazoa, Chordata, Actinopteri, Perciformes, Serranidae. The record is from RefSeq and is a predicted model, not a curated record.